GAUAGAGGCACUUCUUACGUCCCAAAACUGAAGCCGCUGAAGUGGAAGCUUCCCUUCUCUCUUUGCUUCUCUCUCAAAGAAACUCUAUAAAUUCUUGAAGGCCCAGCUUUCUCUCGCUAUCUCUCAGAAAAGAAACAAUCCUUUUUCUUUGUUAUCCCUCUCUCUCUCUCUCUCUCUCUCCUUUUUCCGCUGAUGGGGUUUCCAGUUGGGUAUUCAGAGGUUUUCUUACCAAAGUUGUUUGUACACACACUUUCCUUUCUGGGUUUUAUCAGAAACCUCAUUUUGUGUCUUUUCAACUAUCUGGGGUUGUCAGGUUUUCUUGAAACAGACAAUAUUUGGCCCGACAACCCGAUCCGAAUGUCCUGCUACCCGCCUCUAUCAGCUGCCUUUAUCCGGGAAAUCUUGCCUGUCAUCAAGUUCGAGGAUUUGGUUACCGGGGAUGGUGGUUGUUGUGACUUGGCGGGGCGUUGUGCUGUUUGGUUGUAUGAGUUUGUGGGAGAGGAUGAGAUCAGGUGGUUGAAGAAUUGUAAGCACAUUUUUCACAGGGCUUGUUUGGACCGUUGGAUGGAUCAUGAUAGGAAAACGUGUCCACUUUGCAGGAACUCGUUUGUGCCUGAUGAGAUGCAGGAAGAGUUUAAUCAACGGUUAUGGGCUGCAAGUAAUGAUGUUAGUGAUUUUUACUGUGAGUAGAGUUCACUAUCAGUUUUCCAUGGAGCUUUUUUUUUUUUUUUGGUGGUUUCAUUAUUAAUU
This is a messenger RNA of Populus euphratica (Euphrates poplar), 750 nucleotides long. Its product is annotated as E3 ubiquitin-protein ligase RHA1B-like. NCBI's taxonomy places the organism in Eukaryota, Viridiplantae, Streptophyta, Magnoliopsida, Malpighiales, Salicaceae. Gene Ontology annotation, biological process: protein ubiquitination. The record is from RefSeq and is a predicted model, not a curated record. Bases 193 to 690 code for a protein of 165 amino acids. The transcript has 2 exons. Gene Ontology annotation, molecular function: ubiquitin protein ligase activity.